Molecule: messenger RNA, 537 nt
Organism: [Torrubiella] hemipterigena
Lineage: Eukaryota; Fungi; Ascomycota; Sordariomycetes; Hypocreales; Clavicipitaceae
Source: the annotation of a GenBank genome assembly
AUGGCGUCGAGAUCCUUCAUUGACGGCAAGACUGCCCUUCUUCUGACACCGCUCGUGUCAUCGACAUGCACGCUCCUCUUCGCACACGACCAAGACUACUUCCUGCGCAUGCUCACUGUCCCCGCGACAUCAGAUCUCUGCAACCGCAUGCUGCCGCCGUACAUGCGAAGCUUCUUCCCUAUCGGCCUUAGGCGCGUCAUUACCUUUAUCGGCGUCACCACCUGGGCGUCCAUUGGAUCGCUGUACGUUGCUAGCCCGCUGCUGCGCGCGCGGGGUUCGCUAGGCUGGUAUAGAGCUACAGCCGCACUGGCAACGGCUCAUUUGAUCUUCAUACCGUGGGUUGCGCCCAAGAUUAAGGCGUUGUUCCAUGGCGAUGAGACGGCGAUUGAAGACGAGGACGACGAUACGAUAAAGCCCAAUAUCAAGGUUAUGAAGGAGUGGUUGAGCGUCAAUCUUGUUCGAAGCUUGACGACAGAUUUGGGCGCAUUUGUAUGUGCUUUUAUUGCUGUGGCCAAGACAUUUUCGCUGGACCAGUAG